GGUUUGCACUCACUAACUGUGCUUGUGCUGGUCUCCAUAGCCACCCCCUUACGUCAGGAAGGGAAACCAGUGUAUUUCCUCCCCUUCUUUAUCUAAAGGAAGUGCCAAAAUAAGCAUCAGUAGCGGAGCACCAGAGCUUGGACACCUUUUCCACUGGCCUCACAGUUGGAUUCCGAGUGCAAAGUCAGAGGGGUUUGUGGCCGCAGAAUCACCAUGAAGACUACCGUGGUCCUGGCUCUCCUUCUGCUAGCAUCGGCCUGCAUCUUCACACCAGCAGAUGUUGACGCCUCUACCCCAGCAACUGCACCAUCAGCUGGACCAGCUGUAACACUCAGCUCACAGAAAACAAAUCCAACACCUGGACCAGAUGAUACAGUCAAAGGUAGUGAAAAACCAGGGGCAACAGUUGCGGCAGGUAACGACCUGCAAAUACCAGUGUCAUCAACAGCACCGGGACCACAAAUGCAAGCAGGAACUACGCUUCCAGCAUCAACCUCCACCCCAAAGGCUGUUUCAGCUACAGCAGCUACAGACCACAAGAAUGUGACCGCUCCUCUAUCUCCAACUGCUCCUGGGACAAACAAUGAUACUUUGACAACGGCCAUAUCUUCUCUCCCUCUAAAACCAAGCGGCCACCCUGGAACCCAGAUGAGUCAGACUUCACCUACUUCAGUUUUGUUUGGACUGAAUGGCACCACAGAAAAACCAAACAUAAAGAAAGACACAAGUGCUUCUGCCCAAGGGAACCCUCAGGACAAGGCAGGGACAGCUGACCAGAACGGUGCUGGUUCUCAGACUGGGAGUGAGGAGAAAGUAUCCUCCAAAUCAGACAAAAGGCUGUGGUGGAUUCUGCUUCCCGCCCUCCUGGUUGCAGGUGCUGCUGCCAUCAUCCUCAAAUUCAAGAGCAUGAAGGUCUCCAAUCACACAGAAAACAUUGAAACUGGAACUGAGAACGCAUCUUUCCAGAGCAGACCCGAAAGCACCAAAGACGGUGUCAUGCUCCUCGGAGUGAAGUCAUCAGGCGGAGAAGAAAAUGCUGCUGCCAGAUAAAAAAGAUCGAGAUCACCCAGUGGGUGAGUCACAGCUGUCACCCACGUACUGAUCCAGGAACUGUUUAGAUGUUUGAUCUAUUAUUUUUUUAUUUUUUUUUUUUUUUUGUGAAUUUUGUGAAACAUUUUGCAAAGUAUUGAACAGUGGUGAACACUGGUAAGUAAACUCUCAAACAGUAAGGACUUACAACUGCAUAUCUUAUAUAUACAUUUUCAGUAUGCUGGUGACACAUUGCAAAUUUCUGUCCACACGUUGGGCCACAAGACACAUUUUCUGUACAGUGCACUGACCUCAGAUCCAUCACAUAUUUGAUGUAAUGAAUCACUGUUCAUUCCAUAGUUUUAUCAUUAUCUUUGGGUUAUGCUGUUACUCAUCAUGGAUUUGCCUUAAACUAUUUUGUAGAUUGUGAUUUUUUUUAUUUUUUGUGUGUGCGUGUGCUUGUGUCCUUCAGUAUCACCAGAAGAUGGUAUUAGAAUGGGUUCUUUUGAGGUGUUCUCCAUUUUUACUUUUUACAUUUCGCAGUUAAGUGUUUUUUUUUCUUUUUUAAAAAAAGGUGUGGUUUAAUAUUCCAGUAUACCUCUCCUCUUGCCAACAAUCUUGCCUUGCACGACAAUACUGUACAUUCACCAGGAAUUGUAGCUAAACUGAAACUACUUAGAAAAGUUUUACAGUAAUGGUGUUUUUUUUAUUUUAUAGUUUUUUUUUUCAGUAAAUAUAAAAUUCAAGCACAAUGAACACAUAGAGCAAAUGCAGUGGACUGUAUUUAAAUACAGUGGAACUGCUUUGAGGCUGGAAUUUGUUGUCCAACCUCAAUUUUGUCAAUAAAUCACUACAAAAUGG
Molecule: messenger RNA, 1890 nt
Organism: Toxotes jaculatrix (banded archerfish)
Lineage: Eukaryota; Metazoa; Chordata; Actinopteri; Toxotidae
Product: flocculation protein FLO11-like
Exons: 15
Coding region: 214-1050 (278 amino acids)
Source: RefSeq, a predicted model, not a curated record